CGGCUUUUUCCCCUCCGACCUCACCCAGCGGUCCUCCGAAGCCUAGUUUCCCCCACCUCUGCGCCGGGCCGGAGUGAGAAGUUCCGGACCCCGGACGCGGGCGGGGUCCAGGGUGUCGACGCCCCAGCUCGCUCUGCCUUGCCCCUGGGGCUUCAGCCGCCCCUGGGUGUGCAGAAUAUCAGAUGGCAUCUGGGGAUUUCUGCUCACCUGGAGAGGGGAUGGAAAUACUCCAACAAGUGUGCAGCAAACAGCUUCCUCCUUGUAACCUGAGUGAAGAGGACUUGUUACAGAACCCACACUUCAGCAAACUGCUGUUGAGUCUCUCACAACAUGUGGACGAGAGUGGCUUAAGUCUCUCCCUGGCAAAGGAGCAGGCUCAGGCAUGGAAGGAAGUUCGACUGCAUAAGACAACAUGGCUGAGGUCUGAGGUUUUACAUAGAGUAAUUCAAGAGCUGCUUGUGGACUACUAUGUGAAGAUACAAGAUACAAAUUUAACUUCUGAGGACAAAAAGUUUCAUGAGACCCUUGAACAGCGGCUACUUGUGACUGAACUAGCACAGCUCUUAGGUCCCAGCCAGGAGAGGGAGACUCCUCCACUGCUGGGACUGGAGAAAGCAGACCUCCUGGAGCGCAUGCCCCCCUCAGAGGAUUUUGUGUGGAUGAGAGCCCGGCUCCCACUUGAAGUGGAGGAGCAGCUCAAGAAGAAAUGUUUCACUCUGCUCUGCUACCAUGACCCCAAUUCAGAUUCAGACAGUGAAACCCUGAAGGCAGCAAAGGUAUGGAAACUGGCAGAGGUCCUGGUGAGUGAGAAGCAGCAGUGCCAGGAUGCCAAGAGUCAGCAGAAGGAGCAGAUGGUGCUGCUGGAGAAGAAGAGUGCUGCCUACUCCCAGGUGCUUCUCCGCUGCCUCGCCUUACUGCAGAGACUUCUUCAAGAGCACCGGCUAAAGACUCAGUCUGAGCUAGACCGCAUCAAUGCCCAGUACUUGGAAAUUAAGUGCAGUGCCAUGAUCCUUAAGCUGAGGAUGGAGGAGCUAAAGAUUCUGUCUGACACUUACACUGCUGAGAAAGUGGAAGUUCAUCGUCUCAUUAGGGACCGUUUGGAGGCAGCCAUUCAUCUACAAGAACAGGACGUGGAGAAGUCCCAACAGGUCCUAAACACCUAUGAGGUCCUUGGAGAGGAGUUUGACAGGCUGGUGAAAGAGUACACCCAACUCAAGCAAGCAACUGAGAACAAGCGCUGGGCGCUCCAGGAGUUCAGCAAGGCCUACUGCUGAACUUGGCUGGCCAGGAGGCAUGGCUUGUGCACUGGUGCUGCCUCCUCCUCUUCCUGCUAAAAGGAGCACCUCCGCCUGGGUUCGUCUUCACUUAAGGGCAUGCGGGAUGCUUGGUGGAAACACUGCAGUCAUUUGGGCACCCUUCUGGUUCCUCUUCCUGUUUACAAUGACUGAAUCUCUUCUGCAAAAUGUAUCUGAUUUAUAUAAUUUUAUGCACAGCUAUUUUUUCAGUGUCAACCCUUUAUUGUAUUUGAUUAUUUCCUGAAUAAAGUGAUACUAUUGAGUCUUCA
Molecule: messenger RNA, 1564 nt
Organism: Artibeus jamaicensis (Jamaican fruit-eating bat)
Lineage: Eukaryota; Metazoa; Chordata; Mammalia; Chiroptera; Phyllostomidae
Gene: HAUS4
Product: HAUS augmin like complex subunit 4
Exons: 10
Coding region: 183-1274 (363 amino acids)
Biological process (GO): spindle assembly; centrosome cycle
Cellular component (GO): HAUS complex
Molecular function (GO): microtubule minus-end binding
Source: RefSeq, a predicted model, not a curated record